Molecule: messenger RNA, 438 nt
Organism: Belonocnema kinseyi
Lineage: Eukaryota; Metazoa; Arthropoda; Insecta; Hymenoptera; Cynipidae
Exons: 1
Coding region: 1-438 (145 amino acids)
Source: RefSeq, a predicted model, not a curated record
AUGGUGCCGGCAAAAGUUACCUUCAAUUAUUAUCUAACAGCUCGCGAAAAUCUUAGAAAGCGUUGGCAAAAUAAGCCUCUAGUGCCUAAAUAUAGGGUUUAUGAACUCGUACGCAUUAGUACAGCGCGAGCAGCCUUUUUGAAGGGGUACACUGGUGGUUGGUCUAAAGAGCUCUUUAUAAGUACAAGAAUUAAUACACAAAGUUAUCCUGAGGUCUAUUAUCUUCGUGAUUUAUCUGAUGAUGAUAUUGAUGUAAUUUUUUAUCAAGAGGAGUUGACUAGAGUUGGGAAAAACAUCAGUACCGAAACUUUUUAUAUUGAUCGUGUGCUUAAGACAUCUAGUACAGGGCGUUCGAAGAAACUGUUUGUUAGCUGGAAAGGAUAUCCUGAUAAAUUCAACUCGUGGAUUACAGCAUCUGGUUUACAGAAUUUACAAUGA